AUGGGCUCAAGCGACGUACCGCCCUCCAGCGCGCCGCCUUGGCUGACUGACGCUGCGAAUGGAUGCCUCGGCGCGGGCGUGUUCUUCUGGCUCGUCACGUACGUCCUCAUGGUGCAUCGCGCUCACGCGACGCGAGCGACGCCCGUCCCUCUCCUCCCCCUUGGCGUCAAUCUCGCGUGGGAGUGUGUCUUUGUCGCCUAUGUGUGCGACACCUGGCUUGAAUACCUCGGUUUCGCGCUCUGGCUUUUGUUCGACAUUCCCGUCCUGCUCGUCACGGCAAAGUAUGCAUCAGCCAGCUUCGCAUCACAGCCCAUGGUGGCGCGCAACGUCGGCAAGACCGUGGGCCUCACGUUUGUCGUGAGCGCCGCGUCCAUUGCGUACUUUUCGUACUGGUGGUUGGCCGAGCCGCAUCGCGGCUACGGCAUCAAAUGGGGCAAGACCUGGAAGGAGCUUGAAGCGCGCGACACGACCGAAUUGAGCUACUGGACCGCAGGCGUGGCGCAAAUGCUGUUCAGCGUAGGCGCGUUGUCCAUGCUUGUCCAGCGAGGGCACUCUGGUGGCCAAAGCUACGCGAUAUGGUUCUGCCGCUUCGUUGGUACAAUGAUGGGCCUACCCGUCACGACGCUCUUGCUGUGGUGGUACUGGCCUGAAGCGCAUGGGUUCGUGCUUCAACCAGCGUCCUGCACCAUCGUUGGCGUUACAAUGAUAUGCGACCUCAUAUAUCCCUUUGUUCUGGCCCAGGUGCAGGCGACGGAGGAGGUACUCCCUGACGGUACGGUCAUUGCGCCAUGGGACGCCAGGGCGUCCAAGAAGCAUUCCUGA
Emericellopsis atlantica is the source of this 822-nucleotide messenger RNA. RefSeq lists its product as uncharacterized. Gene Ontology annotation, molecular function: lyase activity. The record is from RefSeq and is a predicted model, not a curated record. NCBI's taxonomy places the organism in Eukaryota, Fungi, Ascomycota, Sordariomycetes, Hypocreales, Bionectriaceae. The transcript is spliced from 2 exons. Bases 1 to 822 code for a protein of 273 amino acids.